AUGAAUUCGACCCUGGAGCUCCCGCAAUAUUUGGAACUAGCUGGUUCCGCAUUAUCCCUCUUUUUCAAUGUGAUUCUCUUCUAUAUAAUCACAAAAUUCUCGAGACCAGAAUACGGAUCCUAUAGGAUUCUCAUGCUGGUGAUGACUAGUUUGUAUGUAGUUUACUCGGCGAUUGAAGUUAUUGUCCUUCCGAGUUACUUUGUUUUUGAGUACAAUUAUUUUCUGUUCACAACGAAUUUUAUAGAAUAUCAAGUGAUCUCGCAAGUGUUGAUAGUUACAUUCUGCGCGGUGUUCGGAUGUAUGCAAGUUGUUCUUGCUGCUCAGUUCAUCUAUAGGUUUUUAUCUGUUGCUGGUUACAACUAUCUUCGAGAAAAAUAUUUCAAAGGAAGGCGUCACACUGUUUGGGUGUUUUCUACUGUCAUAUUUUUCAUCAACUGGUUCGUGGUAGCUUGGUUGAUAUUUGGGAAUCGAGGAGACCAUCCGAGAGAGUUGGCAAUAGCAGUGGAAGACAGAUUUGGAAGAAACAUCAGUGAUAUGGCAUUUACGUUAGUGACAUAUGCAAGUAUUCCCAUGACUAUCUCCUUGUUUUGUGGUAUCAAAACCUGGCUGAAAAUCCAAUUCACAAUAAGUUUGGCUGCGAAAUCUCGACACUUGCAGAGACAAGAACGGCAACUGUUCUUUGCAUUGCUUACGCAAUUCAGUAUACCGUUUCUCGGGAACACUGUCCCAAUGCUAAUUGUAUUUCUAUGUCCUGCAUUCCACGUGUCCACAGAACCCUAUACAAACUAUAUUUGCAUGUUGGUCCCGUUCUACCCAGUGUUUGAUGCAGUGGCUACCACGUUAAUCAUCAAGGACUAUUAUAGAGGAGUAUUGAAGCUUCUCGGAUUCUCGCCGCACUCCCAAAACAGUUCCUUGUCGAAUGGCGGCGCAAUACCUCCUCCAAAUUCCCUCUUUAUAAAAGGUUCUUCUGCUAUAAGUAUGGAAAUUGGCAGUAUUCAAAUGAAUCGCUUAGACAGCCAACUUUAG
Caenorhabditis remanei is the source of this 1026-nucleotide messenger RNA. RefSeq lists its product as uncharacterized. The coding region runs from base 1 to 1026 and encodes 341 amino acids. Gene Ontology annotation, biological process: olfactory behavior; G protein-coupled receptor signaling pathway. Lineage: Eukaryota; Metazoa; Nematoda; Chromadorea; Rhabditida; Rhabditidae. Gene Ontology annotation, molecular function: G protein-coupled olfactory receptor activity. The record is from RefSeq and is a predicted model, not a curated record. The transcript is spliced from 5 exons.